AGAGAUUGGCAAUUCCCACAAAAAAGGUGGUGGCAAAAAAGUUCUUUUUGUACACAAAUGUGAUGAUGGUGAUGAUGAUGAUGAUUAUGCCUACAAUUUUCUACAGGAACAACAAUAACAAACAAUUCCCUCUCUCUCUCUUAAUCUUUUUGCCCUUUUUUCCCUCUCCUCAACACACUUCCUCAAGCAUGGUAAAUAAGUGAUCCCUUGUUCCCAUGCGCUCUCUUAUAACAAGUGGGAGCCAAUGAAAUGAACAAAAUUUGAUCUUUCCUUCUGGGGUUUCGAAAAUCAUGGACAACAACAACUGUGGGUGUUGGUCUAUUCUCAGAAGCAGUGUGAGAGGCUGCAAAACCUCUGAUUCAAGAAACUCAACUACCACCAUCCCUAGAAGCAGUCUUGUCUAUGAUGCUGCAACCGAGACUCGCUAUUUGAAUGCGAGCAACCGGGAAAUGUGUGUGCCUGAUGAGGCUAGAAACUCAAUAUCCGAAGAUGCAGUUGGUUUAGAAAAGAAACCUCCACACCAACUGCUUCAGUUUAGUUUUCAGGAGCUGAAAGCAGCCACCGGUAAUUUUAGGCCUGAUAGCAUUCUUGGGGAGGGUGGUUUUGGAUAUGUGUUCAAAGGGUGGAUAGAGGAGAAUGGGACGGCACCAGCAAAGCCUGGUUCAGGGACCACAGUCGCUGUCAAGAGCUUGAAGCCCGAUGGCCUUCAAGGUCAUAGAGAAUGGGUGGCUGAGGUUGAUUUUCUUGGGCAGCUUCAUCAUUCUAACCUUGUUAAGCUCAUUGGAUAUUGUAUUGAAGAUGAUCAAAGGCUACUUGUCUACGAAUUCAUGACCCGUGGAAGCCUUGAAAAUCAUCUUUUUAGGAGGACCAUACCUCUUCCAUGGUCCAACAGGAUCAAGAUUGCACUUGGAGCAGCCAAAGGGUUAGCCUUCCUCCACAAUGGCCCGGAACCUGUUAUUUACCGCGAUUUCAAGACAUCAAACAUCUUGCUUGACUCGGAAUACAAUGCUAAGCUUUCAGAUUUUGGCUUGGCAAAAGCCGGUCCUCAGGGAGACAAAACGCACGUUUCUACUAGGGUGGUUGGAACCUAUGGCUAUGCAGCUCCAGAAUAUGUAAUGACAGGACACUUGACCUCAAAGAGCGACGUCUACAGCUUUGGAGUAGUGCUCUUAGAAAUCUUGACAGGUCGGAGAUCUAUGGACAAGAAACGGCCAAGUGGCGAACAGAAUCUUGUGACAUGGGCACGGCCUUACCUGUCCGAGAAGAGGAAGGUGUAUCAAGUAGUGGACCCCCGCCUCGAGCUCAACUACUCCAUCAAAGGUGUGCAGAAGGUAGCUCAGUUAGCUCACAACUGCCUAAGCAAGGACACCAAAUCUCGGCCUUCAAUGGAGGAAGUCGUGAAGGUCCUCACCCCGCUGCAACACCUCAAUGAUCUCGCCAUACUAAACUACCACACACGCUUCUCUCAGACGGGGAGGCGCCGCUUCCCUCCACCAGGGAAGCGCGAUAAGAAACCAGACGCCAUCCACCAACCCAACCUUAACCAAUCAAAGACUACUGUAAGAGAUUCCAAACUAACAUCUGCUCAGCAUUAUUGUAAAUAAGGAUCCUAAUUUUUGCUUGUUAAAUUUUCAUGCGAUAACAACCAGUAGUAUUUGUGUUUAUGAUGUAAGUUUUCUGAAUAUUUGGAGCUUGAGAAGUUUCUGGUAACUCCUUAUAGUUUACCUAUUGUUUUUUAUGAGGUCUCAAAUGUUUGUAUUAGCAUAGAAAAAUUGAUUCUUGAUUUAAUAUUUUAUGAGGUUUCUA
Messenger RNA from Salvia miltiorrhiza (redroot sage), 1806 nucleotides. RefSeq names its product serine/threonine-protein kinase PBL35-like. The transcript is spliced from 6 exons. Gene Ontology annotation, biological process: protein phosphorylation. Gene Ontology annotation, molecular function: protein kinase activity; ATP binding. NCBI's taxonomy places the organism in Eukaryota, Viridiplantae, Streptophyta, Magnoliopsida, Lamiales, Lamiaceae. The record is from RefSeq and is a predicted model, not a curated record. The coding region runs from base 291 to 1604 and encodes 437 amino acids.